Chenopodium quinoa (quinoa) is the source of this 2708-nucleotide messenger RNA. Its product is annotated as bZIP transcription factor 17-like. Gene Ontology annotation, cellular component: endoplasmic reticulum membrane; nucleus. Lineage: Eukaryota; Viridiplantae; Streptophyta; Magnoliopsida; Caryophyllales; Amaranthaceae. Gene Ontology annotation, molecular function: DNA-binding transcription factor activity. The coding region runs from base 254 to 2362 and encodes 702 amino acids. The record is from RefSeq and is a predicted model, not a curated record. The transcript is spliced from 2 exons.
AACAACAUUUUAGAUGUCAAAAAUAAGAAAACAGAAAAUGGGACGGAGGGAGUAUAAACCAACACCGAAGUAAAGCGCGUGAAAAUUAGACUAAAAACAACCACCCACUUGUCUUAUCUCUCCUAAAUCCUCCAAAAACCCCUCUUUUUUUAUUCAUUCAACCCAAACCCAGAAAACCUUUUCUAUUUCCUUCUUUCUAGUAUCUUCCUUCUCUUUCUCUCUCCUUCUCAACAACCUUCUUCAAUCUUCAUCAAUGGAAGAUCCACUCCCUUACGAUCCCCACCCUUCUACCCCUCUUCCCAUCCCUCCUCUCGACCACGCUCAUCUUCUCUCCUCCGAUUUCUUCCCAGAAAACGGCGAUGAUUUCAACUUUGGUGCUGGCUUCGAUUUCACUUUUGAUGAUCUUACAUUCGCGGAUGAUCUACUUUUGGACCCGCAAGGAGAUGGGGUUUUUGAUUCGGAUGUUUCUGAUGUUUUAGAGGGUCGGAAUUCUGGGGAUUCGGAGAUUCUUGUUGGGAACCCUAAUUCUAGGGUUUACGAUUGUUCGUCUCCGGAAGGGGUGAAUCAUCAUGGUGGGGUUUCUUCUGAGGAGUCGAAUUUUGGGGUGAAGUUGAAUUGUGCUUCGCCGGAGUCUGGUAGCUGUAAGAGUAAUUCCGGCGUUUCGCAGACGUUUCGUGGUGGUGAUUCAGGUAAUAUUAGUGAUGACCGUGAUGUUUCUUCCAGUUCUUUUAAUGAGAAUAAUGUUGAUGAUUUGUCUAGUAAGGUUAAAGUAGAGGAAAUUGGUGGGAAGAAUAAUAAUCAUAAUAAUAAUGUUAGUAAAAGUGUUGUCUCGAAGAGGAAGAAAGAGUAUGAUCAUGAUCAAAGUGAAGAGGGUAAUAAAACUAAUAAGUUUAGGAAAUCGGGGAUGUCGGAAAAUGUGAGUGUUGAAGUGGGUAGUGUUGAUGGGGAUGAUAAGAAGAAAGCUAGAUUAAUGAGGAAUAGAGAAAGUGCGCAGCUUUCUAGGCAGAGGAAGAAACAGUAUGUAGAGGAGCUUAAGGAUAAGGUUAGAUCAAUGCAUUCUACGAUCACUGAUUUGAAUGGAAAGAUUUCGUAUAUGAUGGCGGAGAAUGCGAGUUUGAGACAGCAAUUGGCCGGUGCUGGUGGGGUUUGUGCGGCCCCUCCACCGCCUCAUGGGAUGUAUCCGAUGGCUCCUAUGCCAUACCCAUGGAUGGCGUGUCCUCCUUAUAUGGUUAAGCCGCAAGGAUCACAUGUUCCAUUGGUUCCGAUUCCUAGAUUGAAGCCUCAGCAGCCUGCGCCGGCUCCUAAGGUUAGUAGGAGGUCGGAUAGUAAGAAGGGUGAGGGGAAGACUAAGAAGGUGGCGAGUGUUAGUUUGUUGGGGUUGUUGUUUUGUAUGUUGCUCUUCGGAGGGUUGGUUCCGUUGGUUAAUGUUAAGUAUGGCGGUAUUGGGUUUGAUGGUGUGCAGAAGGGAAGUGUAUUUAUGGUUGAUAAGCAUGUCGGGGUUUUGGAGGGUAAGAUUAGUAGUCAUGGGAGAAUACUUCAGCAGUCGAAUAGUUCAGAUGGGUUUGGUCCAAAUGGGAAUUCUAGUGAGCCAUUGGUUGCGUCGCUGUAUGUCCCAAGGAAUGAUAAGCUGGUGAAGAUUGAUGGGAACUUGAUUAUUCAUUCGGUUCUUGCCAGUGAGAAGGCUAUGGCAUCGAAAACGGAUGAGGAGAGUAAGCCUAGUGAAGAAACAAGCUUGGCUAUCCAUGGUAGUUACCCGCCUUAUCCAAUCCCUGGACCAGGGAGCAAUAAUUGGAGACACCCUCACCUUGACAGAAAUCAAAAUGGGAGGCAAAGGGCUCUCGGCUCUAGCUCUUCUGAAGGGUUUACACCAGCUGGAUCUGAUGGCAAACUGCAGCAGUGGUUCCGUGAGGGACUUGCAGGGCCUAUGCUGAGUUCUGGCAUGUGUACGGAAGUGUUCCAAUUUGAUAUCUCACCCACUCCAGGAUCAGUAGUUCCUGCUACAUCCAUUGUUAAUGUUACCUCUGAACGCCAACAGAAUUCUACUCGCUCUAACAAACCCAGGAAUAGAAGGAUCCUUCAUGAACCUGUUGUUCCUCUCGAUGGCCAUACACUGAAUGCUACUGAAGAGCAUGUGGCACAUGAGCAAAAUGAUGGACUUCAGGGCAACAGAACCAGUUCUUCAAUGGUCGUCUCUGUUCUUGUCGAUCCCAGGGAAGUUGGUGAUGGUGAUGGAGAAGGCGUGAUUAGAUCAAAGACUAUGUCUCGGAUCUUUGUCGUCGUUCUUAUUGACAGUGUCAAGUACGUGACUUACUCAUGCAUGCUCCCAUUUUUGGGUUCAAGCAAUCAUUUAGUGACAACCUGAAAUGUGGGAUAGAAUAAGAUGAGUGAUGGAUAUAAAGUAUUCAUCUCCACCACAGUUUUGUACAGGAUCGAUAGUUAUGUAGAGCUUUUAAAUUUUCUAGUGACACCUUUAAUCAGCCGGUCUUUCCAUUGCUAAGAAACCUUUGUAAACUAGGUUCUUAUCUUCAUGUUGAGAUCUUGGUGUGCUAACAGGCAUCAAUCGGCCUACCUUGAGGAUGCGUUCAGGAACGUUGACUGCUUGUAACUUAUGUAAUCUGAUAUACUUAAAUGCAAUAUUUACCUUUUAAUCUGUAUUCGCACAUUUGCUUCUUUUCACUAUGUUACUAAUACAAUGUAUACUUGUAUCA